Molecule: messenger RNA, 1472 nt
Organism: Danio rerio (zebrafish)
Lineage: Eukaryota; Metazoa; Chordata; Actinopteri; Cypriniformes; Danionidae
Gene: ube2d2l
Product: ubiquitin-conjugating enzyme E2D 2 (UBC4/5 homolog, yeast), like
Molecular function (GO): ubiquitin conjugating enzyme activity; ligase activity
Source: RefSeq, marked validated
GCUCAUUGGAGAAGCUCAGGCCUUCCCGUUCACACUCUCUGUAACUUUGCUCCUCGGCGGGAUUAUUAUUGUCUGACCGCUGGACUUCCGCAGGUUUAUUCAACGUUCGCGGCUCGGUUUGUCGGUUUCCGGUUCUGCUCGUCGGGUUUCUGUCGGAUCUUCAGAGUCUGGCUAGCGAGCACAGCUAACCGCAGCUAGCCGGAUAAACCUGCUCUGUCCUCGGCCUCAGGAGCACAUCACAACACACUAUGGCAUUAAAACGAAUUCACAAGGAAUUGACUGAUCUGGGUCGGGAUCCUCCAGCGCAGUGCUCCGCGGGACCCGUCGGCGAUGACUUGUUUCACUGGCAAGCUACAAUUAUGGGUCCUAAUGACAGUCCAUAUCAAGGCGGUGUGUUUUUCUUGACUAUUCAUUUUCCUACAGACUACCCUUUCAAACCACCUAAGGUUGCGUUCACCACAAGAAUUUAUCACCCAAAUAUUAACAGUAAUGGCAGCAUCUGUUUGGAUAUUCUAAGGUCACAGUGGUCUCCUGCAUUAACUAUCUCUAAAGUUCUUUUGUCCAUCUGCUCGCUGUUAUGUGAUCCAAACCCAGAUGAUCCGUUAGUGCCAGAGAUAGCACGUAUCUAUAAAACAGACAAUGAAAAGUACAACAGAAUAGCUCGGGAAUGGACUCAAAAAUACGCCAUGUGAUACCAGAGGAGCCAAUCUGCAGUAUAGCUGGAAAAAAAAUCAACUUUUCUUAUUAUUUUCUUCUCCUCCUUUACUUUGUUUUUGUUGUUCUUCCCUCAACGAAUUGACGGAUCCGGUGUAAAUCCAGACCAUAUCAGCUCUGCUCAGUCCUCCCGACCCCAUCAGCAGUCAUUCAAUCACACUGUAAAAACACAACGAGACCACAACAUGAUAAAGACCCACACUUUGUUUGGUGUUCAGAAAACGCUCGUGUCAAAGAAGCAUGUUUUAACUACGAGCUCAGCCAUUUUUUAUUACGGUACACACAGAGUGAAACGCUUCUGACUCCCGCCACUGGCUAUAGAGGUGCUAUUCAAGAAGUCGAUCUUUUGCUUUCAUGUUUUUAUAUGCUUUUACAAUAGCAAUGAGAACUUCGGUCUGUGAAAUAUAUAUAUAUUCUUGCUUAUAACCCGACUGUUUCUUACCAAAAUCAGUCAUGUCAUUGUAUCAGCAGUAAUGGAGAUAAUAAAAUAUUUUGCAUGUUAAUGGAACACCGUAAUUGGUCAAACAGUGAAUAUCUGCGAAUACAUGUCCACUUCUGAAAUCUGGGUUUGUUACUCCUCCUCUCUCCUGUUUUGGAUGUUUUUAGGACGGAGAGCUGUUAGUUCGUCUUUCCUCCUAAACACUGUUCUCUCGUUGCACUGAAUAUUCGUGAUCGGACGCUCCCAUUGGACGACCGAUCAACUAAUAUCUCUUAAUAGCUGUUCAUUUUGUUUGCUCAAUAAAGUUGCUGAACUAUAA